AUGACUUCUUUGCCCUCUCUCCCAGUGAAGCACAAUGACUUCGUGAAGUAUGUCAGCUCCAACUCGGAAAAGCCCAUGGCCGAUUUGGUUCAGCCAUAUAACGAGUACGAUGCCGUUUUGCGCAAGAAUUUUGCUCAAGACCCCUCUCAUCCAUCAAUCCAAGACAACCACGUCAACAUUGUACCGCUGUACGACCAGAAUGGUUCCACAGAUCUUUCCAUUCGAGCUCGGGACCUUGUCUCGGAAACGCCAGAGCAAACGGAGAAGUAUCUUUUGCCGCUAAAUGCAAAAGACCGGAAACCACAUGGUUCUGCGGCAGUUGUCCCCUCCUUGAAUGAGUUCAAGAACAACUUUGCGCUCUUCACAGAGGGCUCGUUAAGUGAAAUUGACUGGUCCAACGUGGUGGCUGCUGGCAGUGCUGUCGUGACCUCACUUUUGCCUGUGCCAGAAAAAUAUCGCAACUCAAAGCGUGGCCUUCGCAAGUACUACCAUGAAGAGUUUGCUCCGGCGUCAGAUGUGGAUCUCUUCUUGUAUGGUCUCACCGAGGAGCAGGCUCUGGAGAAGAUCAUGCACAUCGAGGAUAAAAUCAAGAACACUAUCCUCUAUGAGACCACAACCAUCCGGACCAAGAAUACAAUUACCAUUGCUUCUCAGUAUCCGAACCGCCAUGUGCAAAUCGUGCUUCGCAUCUACCGCUCAGUCGCUGAGAUUCUCACCGGAUUUGACGUUGAUGCUGCAUGUGCGGCUUAUGAUGGUCGCCAGGUCUAUGCUUCUCCUCGCGCUAUUGCUGCAUACAUCACGCAGGUGAAUCAGAUUGAUCUAACUCGACGAUCACCAUCAUAUGAAAACCGUCUCUCCAAGUAUUCGCACCGAGGAUUCGAGGUUUGCUGGCCCGCUCUUGACAGAUCGAAGAUUGACCCAACUAUCUUCGAGAGAAGCUUUACCAGAACUGAAGGACUUGCACGACUCCUGGUAUUGGAGAAGCUUCCUCGGUCUCAAGACCGGGACAACUACCUUCAAAAGAGGCGCGAAGAACGAGGUCGUCCUCCUCUGAACUUGUACAUGCUACGUCGUCAUGGUCAAACGUUACAUGGUAAUCUCAAGGAUGACUGGGAAGAUGAGGUACCUGAUUGGCAAGAGCAAGACCAAGUGUCUGAUUACCAUACCUUUAAUAUUCCUUAUGGUAGGAGAUUCAACGCCAAGAACAUUGAGAAGCUACUUUACACUAAGGAUCUGUUGCUGAACGCCCAAUGGAAUCAACCCGAAGACCGUACGGUUUAUCUUCAUCGUCAUCCAGCAUUCUUUGGCGAGGCAGAACAUGUCAUUGGCGACUGCUGUGGCUUCUGCCCCAAGCCUGUUACCGAGGAGGAAAUCGAGGUCGCCGACGAGGAGGCCAAGAUUUAUAUCUCUGGUCAAAUUACUUUCAUCAAAGAUGAUCCUGGCCGCCAGGAAAUUGGAAGUUUCAAUCCGAUCACUGAGACUGAUUGGACCGAAAUGGCUUACGUUGGCCGUACCGAGAGACUUUGCCAGGCAAUUGUAGCAAACGAUGUCGACUCUGUUAAAGCUUUCCUUGCGGAAGAGGGUGCCAAUCCGGACCGGCGUGACUACACUGGACGGACACCACUCCAACUCGCGUGCAUGUGCUCGACCCCUGAAGUCGUUCAAUGCCUUGUUGACGGCGGCGCUCGCAUGAUUCCCCGAAUGGCUGAUGGAAAGACUGCGCUCCAUCUUGCUAAUGAAGAAGAAGAAGCUAAGAAAGAGGAGAUGCUAAAAAAGAAUGACAAGUCAGAGCCUAGCGCAGCUGAGGAUGAAGAUGUCGACAUGAUUGACCAAAGUGAUGCAGUGUCUCACACCUCUGCUUCUUAUGUCAAGGUCGAAGCUGAGGAGGAAAAUGAGGGGGAGGAUUUGACCACGUACGAUACGCUGGAAGAGGACGACUCUGAGCCGGAUAUCUACGAUAUCAAUGUCGUGGCAUGGGAUAGCCGGACUGCCCCUUUGCAUCUCGCCAUUCUUCAUGGCCACACUGAGGCCGUGAAAGAGCUUGUCACGUCCUUUGGUGCCGAUGUUUUGAUGCCAGUCAAAAUCCUAAACGAGCACAACAGAACACCCCUGGCUGCAAUUCUUAACCUGGUUCUCAUCCAUGCGCUCCCAUUCGAGAAAGCAAAGGAGAUGUCGCAGACUCUUCUCGAUCUCGGCGCUUCACCAGCCCAAGCAGACCUUAAGCAGAAGUCACCGUUAUACUACCUUGCUCAUUCCGACAAGUUUGACAUUCUUGAUAUCUAUAUGCAGCAUGACGAGCCUGCAGUGAAGCGUGCAAUCAACCAUCUGGCGGUUCUGGGCUCGUCCUGGACACCAGAAUACUCCUCGGCAUUGAUGAUCGCGCUCGCUGCGAAGAAUGCACCCGCGGCAUCCAAGCUCUUGGGUGCAGGUGCCCACCCUGAGAUUAACAUCGGCGAGAUUGUGAAGCUUAUUAGGGCAUCAAGAGGAAGCAACAACUUCUACGACGCUGAGGACACCGCAAUGUCCAGUGUGAAACAGCCAAUCUUCCUGGCUAUCCAGAAUGAUCUUCCUUUGGUUGCCAUUGAUCUGCUUCAUCGCGGUGCGAACCCUAACGCCAUAAUCAAGGGGAAAUAUGAAACCAAGGGUCGCACGCUAUUGGAUGUCAUGCGCCAAACCUUGCGAACGCUCCGUGAAUUCUUGGUCGAGCGCAAGUACCAGAGCUAUUAUCAUUCCGUUGCAACUCCCCUCGAUCCCAGUGAUGAGACAUACUUGUCGGAGUUCCAAUCGGGUAGUUACAAAAUGUUCACUGCAAAGGACCAGCUCCGCAACGUGCGCAAGCUUAACCGACAGACCGAAGAACAAGCCGAGAAGGCCAAAGUCAUUCCGGAUGAUCCUCCUGGCUUGAUCGAGAAGAAGGCAUGCAUUGCGGAGUUGGUUCGCGACUACGAGAAGCUGGAGUUCAUUAUGCUGCAAAAGGAUGCAAAGACCUGGGACGAGCUUCAUCCUCCGCAGAACGUUCCCAUGCCGAUCCCAGCCCAGGUUCCGACUAAUAAGGCUAAUAAGCCUACACAGCUCCCCAGAAUGCCUUGGAAAGCCAGCUUCAGCUUCGAUGUACCAGCUAUUACUGACAACGCUCGCGAUGGAUAUUUGCAACUCUUUGAAGCAGCCUGGAAUGGCGAUAUUAGUACCAUCAAAACCUUGACACUGGGCAUGUGGGGAUCUCUCAAUGACCAAGCACCACUUGAGGUCGCCGUGACCGACAGCCAGGGCCUGUCUGCCCUUUCAAUUUCCAUCAUGCGCGGACACUUCGCCGUCGCUAAGGCUAUUAUUAAAAUUCUCCACGUGCAGUACAAGGUGAAGGAGCCUCGCGGUCGGAUGCGCUUUGAGAUCGACGUCGAUGGAUGCUCCGACGACCCCGAUGACUCUGAUGAAGGGGACGAUGAACUGAAAAUCGUUAGUGACAUUGUUGAUGAUACAUUCACCCACGAGAACAUCGGUGAAGUCAGCAGUCAGGUCGAGAGCAAUACUUCCCCUCUUGCUGCCUUUGAGCGACGGUUCAAUGCUUAUCUGUUUUUGGACGAAUAUGGGCAGGAAGGUUGGGACAAGAAAAACAAACCUGACAAUAUUGACGGCUUGUUGAAAUACGCUGUUUACACCAACAACAUUCCUCUUUUGGAAUUCGUUCUGAAGACCGGACUGGACCUUGCUUCCACCAAUCCAUCCGGAAAGCGCGAGUUCGUGGUAAAGUUGGAUGAGUUCCAGCUUGCAAUUUCGCUUGGACGUACCGACUGUCUUGCCAAAAUGAUUCAAAGCGCUGGAGCUGGCCUUCCUCUCUCAAAAUUGAGUGAGGAUUGUGGCGUCGAAGAGAAGAAGGAACCUCAGUACUACCCUGGGUUAUCGAUUCGUGGCGCUAAGCGUGCCGAUUGGGCUAAUGCUGGUCGAGACCGACCGAUGAGAGCGCAGAAACAGCGUCCUCCUCUUCUAAUUGCAGCUCGCCGGGGUAAUCUGGCCAGUACUGAGUUCUUCCUUGGUACCGCGCCUGCUCGUUAUUACCUGGAGUACCUCAAUGCGAACAAAGAUGACGAGAGAGUCAAACGGCUGACUCAGUCCAAACUCGGACUAGAAGGAUCUCUCUUAACCUGGUUACAAGCGAGAAACAACCUCGUCCUCCACAGCGCAAUCCUGUCCGAACCAAACGACGAAUCUGUUCGUCUGGUUCAGUAUCUUGUGGAUCAUCACCCCGAAUGCAUGGAGGCCCGAUCGACAGAAGGACUGACGCCUCUCGCCCUUGCCAUGUCCCACCACAAGGUCCGCUUCGCCCGCAUCUUGGUAGAUGCCGGAGCCAACCAGGCCGUCCGUGACAAAGAAGCGCGCAAUCUCCUCCACCUCAUCCUCGUAUCAGAUAGUGGUCGGGUCUGCAAGCACUCCAACCGAUGCACCAAACUCCUAGAUAUGCUUGAUAAGCAACUCCUCCCAACAAUGCUCACGGAGCGCGCUGGCAAAGGCUCAAGAACACCGUUCUCACGCUGGCUUCACGCCCAACCCUACUUUACGCCAGCGGAUCCAGCCAUCCCUCGGCCACCUAACACUCCCCAGACCGAUGAUGAGAUAAUAACGUGCAUGACGAACCUCAUUCUCGAUCUAGCCGAUUCCACGGACCAGAAGCAUCUCGAGGUCUUUGACGAAGCUGGAAAUACGCCUGUGCAUGAUGUUGUCAAGAAAGGUUUCCCCCAAGUUCUUGGACUACUCCUCGAUCGUCGUCCUGACAUGCUCAACCGGGAGAAUGCCACUGGCACGACUCCUCUUGAAAUGGCGGUUGACGCUUGGGUCAACAAGACUACCUCUGCGCCGCCCGUCAGUCCUCCGGGAGCCACGAGUACGCACCCUGAGUGGCAGAACGCCAUUCAGCGCCCUCCUCGAUUCUUCAUUCCCGGUUGCAGGCUCAAGUACGAUGAAGAGAAGGAAAUGCUUCGGGUUUGUCAGGAACGAGCUCAGCAGCGGCCUGGAAAGAGAAGACUUGUUAGUCUGUUUGAGGCGAAUGAAGUCGCUAAGAGAUUGGCAGCGGCCGGGCGGGCUACUGGUCGGCGUUUUGGCGCUAGAGAUGAUGAUGAGUGUACGGAUUCUGAGGAUGAUCCUGAAGGGUGGGGAAGCGUGUCUGGUUAUUGGUAG
Molecule: messenger RNA, 5169 nt
Organism: Penicillium mononematosum
Lineage: Eukaryota; Fungi; Ascomycota; Eurotiomycetes; Eurotiales; Aspergillaceae
Exons: 7
Coding region: 1-5169 (1722 amino acids)
Molecular function (GO): protein binding
Source: RefSeq, a predicted model, not a curated record